Molecule: messenger RNA, 552 nt
Organism: Aedes aegypti (yellow fever mosquito)
Lineage: Eukaryota; Metazoa; Arthropoda; Insecta; Diptera; Culicidae
Product: putative zinc finger protein 840
Exons: 1
Coding region: 1-552 (183 amino acids)
Biological process (GO): regulation of transcription by RNA polymerase II
Cellular component (GO): nucleus
Molecular function (GO): DNA-binding transcription factor activity, RNA polymerase II-specific; RNA polymerase II transcription regulatory region sequence-specific DNA binding
Source: RefSeq, a predicted model, not a curated record
AUGGAACCUAUAGAAUAUACCGUUAUUGAAGAUAUACCGGUGACCCCACUGGUGUUCCCCAACAACACCAGCGAGCAAGGAAAGCUACCGUACGAAGUAGACAUCAAAGAAGUUAUACGGAACAACAUAGUUUUCAAAGUGCACUCGCUGGUUUACACGUGUAACGAUUGUGAUCGUAAAUUCAACAACACCGGUAACUUUGAGCGCCACGUGAAAACUCAUCGAAACCGCCAACGAGCUUAUCCUUGUGAUGGAUGCAGCAAAGAGUUCACCUCGUAUGACAAAUAUCUGCAGCACAGGGACAGUCACAAUAUAACAUGUUCCAAAUGCCAACAAACGUUCAAAACUGCUACUCAGCUUGCGAUGCAUAGGCGCCAACAUCACGAGCAGGAUCGUCCGUUUAGCUGUGAUAAGUGUGAGAAAACGUUUCAAACAGUUGGAAAUCUCAAGCAGCAUAAUCGGUCACAUCAGGUUGCUACACACUGUUGUGAAUUUUGUCCCAAGACGUACAAGCGAAAGGAGGACCUGCUGAAGCACUACGAAACGCAUUGA